Anneissia japonica is the source of this 424-nucleotide messenger RNA. RefSeq lists its product as uncharacterized. The annotation marks the transcript as partial. The record is from RefSeq and is a predicted model, not a curated record. Gene Ontology annotation, molecular function: cysteine-type peptidase activity. Lineage: Eukaryota; Metazoa; Echinodermata; Crinoidea; Comatulida; Comatulidae. Gene Ontology annotation, biological process: proteolysis. The transcript is spliced from 3 exons.
UAAGAACUCUGAUUCCUACUAGGUUUUGCAAAAAAGGAUUUGUCAUUUAUACAAUAACGAAGAUUCUUAUUAAUAUUAUUUUGCUAUUUGUAGCCGUUGCCUCCGAUCGUCUGGCCAUUCAGUCAAUGGGUAACAUGAAAGUGAUCCUAUCACCCCAGCACCUGCUAUCGUGUAAUACCAGACGUCAGCGCGGCUGCGAUGGAGGAUACACUGAUCGUGCUUGGUAUUUUCUAAGAAAGAAAGGAAUCGUAACGGAUGAAUGUUAUCCAUAUAAAAGUGGAAUGGACUCCGGAAUGACGAUGAAGAAAGGACAUUGUAUGCUACCACCGCCAGACCAUUCACCUUGCCCCAACGAAUACGUGCACAGUGAUGCGUACAAAUCAACCCCUCCAUACAGAAUUGGUCAAGAGGAAAAUGAAAUUAA